This is a messenger RNA of Bicyclus anynana (squinting bush brown), 6002 nucleotides long. RefSeq names its product protein sarah (gene sra). Gene Ontology annotation, biological process: calcium-mediated signaling. The transcript has a single exon. The record is from RefSeq and is a predicted model, not a curated record. NCBI's taxonomy places the organism in Eukaryota, Metazoa, Arthropoda, Insecta, Lepidoptera, Nymphalidae. The coding region runs from base 159 to 830 and encodes 223 amino acids. Gene Ontology annotation, molecular function: nucleic acid binding; calcium-dependent protein serine/threonine phosphatase regulator activity. Gene Ontology annotation, cellular component: nucleus; cytoplasm.
AUUUACCAUUGUCAACAUUUUGACAUGUGACAUUUAUUUAUUCUUCGAGUUAGAUCGAUUUAUUGUUUUAAUAAUUCAUAGUGAGAAAAACUGUUGUGAUCAAUAAGUAUAGGAGAAGAACCAAACGUUUUAUGUAUAAAGUUUAAGCUACCAUUAUAAUGGCCAAUAAGGAAGACGAAGAAACGUUUCAAGAAGACGACGUCUACAUCAACCCCGAAGAUGGUAUGCCUAACAUUCAUCCUAAUAUAGCGGACUUAGAACAAGAUGCAGAUUCUCAGGACGAGUUGAAUGAUUUCGACGACUUACCUAAAUCUGUGAUCGUAACAAAUAUUCAUAGUGAUGUGUUCGGCGAUGAGAAAUUGAAGAAGGAAUUGGAGGAUCUGUUUCGUACAUUUUCGGAUAAUACAACGUUUCAGUGGUUGCGAAGUUUUAAACGCUUACGUGUUAAUUAUGACAGUCCAGUAGCGGCGGCGAACGCUCGCGUGCGCCUCCAUCAAUUCCCGUUUUAUAAUUCGUCGAUCAAUUGUUAUUUUGCACAACCAGUGACGCCUAUUUCUUUAAAAAACCUGCGUCCGCCGGCUCCCGUCAAACAGUAUCUGAUUUCACCCCCUGCAAGUCCACCAAUAGGCUGGGAGCCACGGGAAGAAGGAGAGCCUAUCGUGAACCCUGACCUACUGGCUGCAAUAGCCAGCCUUGCUCCGGGUGAGAGCCAUGAACUGCACGCGCCUACACCGACCCAGCCAGCCAUAGUCGUGCACACUGCUUUAUCCUCUGAGACCAAUACUCCAAAACUCGGCCCAAUGCCUCAUACAUGUUGUCCUGAAUAUUGAUAUGCCUUGUUAUGGAAUGUAGAAAUUUAUUUUUAGAAUAGAUGUUUAAAAAUGCUUUUAUUCUAUCACAUGUCAGUUUUUAAUGACACCAGUGAUGCCAAAGAGGAAAUUGCUAAACUUAUUUUAUAAAUUGUUGUAUCAAAUUUUAGGCUGAUGUUUGUUGAACAGACAGUUUUAUAUCACUAAUAAUAAUGAUAGGCUUACAUAGAUUGGCUUAUUAGUUUGUUAUAAUUUUGACAAGUAAAGUAUUUCUAUAUUAAAUUGGUGCUAUUUUUUGAAAAUUUAACAUUGCUUACGUUUGUAAACAUAUUUUAGAAUAAAGUGAAAAAUCUUUGUAGUGAUCAUAAAUAGAUCCUUAUUUGUUUAUGGUGCGGUAUGCAGGGAAGCAAUAAUUUGAUUUACUGUGUUUAAAAUAAAACAUAUAGUUGAUUUAAAAAAUCAGUAUAUUUGGGCUCGCUUUUAUAUUAUUGUGUUUUUAUGAGUUCACAGUCAUACUACUUGAAAAAGUUGUAUCACCAAUCUUCUUAAUUUAAUCAUUUAUGUAUAAAAAGUACUUAAUGUGUACAAGCUAACUCAUUUAAAAUAAUUUAUAUACCACUAAAUGUAUAUGUUUUACUUUAUACUUUGUGGCGAAUGUAAUUUAUUUUUGUGGAAAAAAAUUACUAUUUACUCAACAUUUUAAAUAUACUUGUUGCUCUGAAGUCUACUCUCUGAAUAUUCAUGAGUAAUUUUGAUUACAGUGUAGCUUAUGUGCAUUGUGCAAUCUUUGCAACCAAAUUCAGCAUGACAAACUUUGAUUUUAACAUUAUUGACACAUUGUACCUAAUAGAUUUAUAAUUUUUACUUACAGUACUUUUCUUGCAUAUCAAGUGAUUUUGCUAAAAUAACAUAGCAGCCAGUAAAAUAAUGAUUAUGUUUUAAAUAUUUCUGCCCAUUUUUAACCAACUUUCAAAAGGAGUAGGUUCUACGUUAGGAAGUUCGUUCAUUUUGUACUCACCACUGUGCCGCUCAGAAAUGAUGACAUAGUGUUCAGAGUUAUUUUAUGAUAUAGUAACAGCCUUCUAAGUGUUAUUCAUGUUGGUUUAUUUCACAGGUAAUUUUUGUUCAAGGGCUUGUAGUCUAAAUGAUUUCACAAACAAAAGUAAUAGUACACCCUGUAAUUUAAUUACCAGUAGGUAUUUCACUAAUAGCUUUGUUUGGUAAAUAGUUACAUUAAAAACCAUUUAUGUGUAAAACGAUGUUUAUUUUGUAGACUAUUAUGAAUUUCUAGUGAUGAGAAAAUUAUUAAAAAUAUGAAUUAUUUAUAUGAAGCCCACAUAAGUGACUUAUAAUUAUUUGAAUAGGUUUUUUUUAAAUUAGUUUAUUCAAAAUAGAUGUACUAUUAAUCUAUGUGUAUGUUAGUUUUAUUCAGGGACUUUUGUUUCUUUUCCUGAUUUCAAUGAACAUCUAUAAGUUUUUUCAAUCUACAAAACUUAAAUGUUUUUUUUAUUAGCUAACUGUAAAUUGGUCAAUGAAUUUUUGAGUGAUGCUUGAACAAACAAAAACUUUGAAAGCAGCUUGUAGUCUGGUGCAACUAUAAAGUCGAAUAAUGUUUUUUUUCAUUUACUUACUAGAUUUAAUAUUUUCUAAGAAUGUUUAUUGACCAUAGAUUAACUAUAGAGACUAUAGAGAGCAGAUACUAUGAUUUAUGUUGUUGAAGAUGGUUUUAGGUAUUUAUUAUUAUAUUUUAAUUAAUUAUUAUUAUAGUUCCUUACCCACUCUUACUUUUAACUUUAACCAUAUUUUAUACCUUAGUUAUUUAUUAUCUAGUUGAUAUUUUAUUUUAACUGUAUAUUUCUAUAAUCUAAAUCAUUUGAACAUGUUUUUCUAUUAUCUAUACCUAUUUUAAUAUAACAAUUUAACUUGCUAAGACUGGCAGUCCAUUCAAAUUAAUCAAUCAAAUUAUUGUUUGAUUGUUUGACACUGUUAAACCUUGUUGAAUGUAUGCCUAAAAGAAAUGGUUAAGCUACAUAACUGAAUUUACAAACAAGGUUUUUAGAGGGCAUUGGAAAUGAUCAAACGUGUUUGACAAAUUUGCUUGUCAAACUCAACCUUUUCAUGUUUGUUUGAGUUUGACAAACGCCGCAGACGAUCAAAUUGUUUGACAAAACGUUUGAUUUGACGAAAUGUUUGAUUGUUUACAGGUUUCUUUGACAUUUAAAAAAUUUGGCCGUUUCCAAGACACUUACUACAUAAGUACAAGUUAAUUUUACGGAACCUUGGUUAUUUCAUUUUAUUACUUUUUUACGGCUCAUUCGUGUUGUUUUAUUUUAUUGUUUGUACUUACUUACUUUCAGUCGAAAACCUAUAAGGCACCCUGUUAACGAUCAAACAUGUUUGACAAAAUAGCUUGACUUUUUACUUGAUAAACAAAGCCACAGACGAUCAAAUUGUUUAACAUACACGUUUGACUUAGCACAAAGUUAGAUCGUUUACGGGGUACAUAAUGUGUUCGGAAGCUGUGCUUCGAUAAUAUCUUAUAGAUAUACUAUUUUCGGAAGACAGUUUGGUUUUGGUUGUAGAUGAUAGAUAAAGAUGUUUAGAAUGACGCAUUUGCGUAAAUGAGCGACAGCAAAGCAGAAACAUGAACAUAAAAUAUAUCUGUCUGUGACGCGCAAACCGUAUUUUCCGAAAACAGGUUUCGAUGUGACAGGGUUCCCCCGGCAUCACUAAAUAAGUUAACAAUAUGUUUCUACUUGCUGAGGUACUACACCUAAGUCCAAACAGUUUUCCUGGUGUAAAAUAAUUAUACCUGUAUAUAGUUUAGUUGAUGCUCGUAACAUCACAAAAACAGAAUACGUAUGUAAUUGUUUUGAAACUUUAGAAAUACCUAAAUCACCAGCUACCAUUAAGUAUUAAACUAAGUAAAGAACACUAAUCGAGCUGCGUAUUUUCGUAAAGGGUCCUGUAUACGAUCAAACUUUUCGUAAAAUCAAACGGACUUGUCAAACAAUUUGAUCGUCUGCGGCUUUGUUUAAGCGUUUGUCAAACAUGGCUUGAUUGUAAAGUCAUGUUUGACAAGAAAGUUUGUCAAACAUGUUUGAUCGUUGACGGCGUGCCUACAUUAUGUCACCUAAACACGGAUGUAGCGGCUUGUUGAAGAGACUUGAUAGGCAAGAUCACAUAUCACGAUUCAUUGUCAACGUCACCACUAAAUGAGUAUGUAAUAGAAUAACCCUUUGAGUAUGUAAUAGAUACAAAAAAAUUAACGAUGAUUAUCGACACAACUACCUCGUUGGUCCAAUGUGACUUCGGAUCAUGAGAUUUUGAAGUCGAAUUCUGGGCCGAGCUAUGAAAUAUUGAGGUUUUCUUUCCUAGAAAUCGUGGUAUCUUGACAAUGAACAUCUUGCACGCUUCCACUCACAGUUAGCGUUACAAGUAAAGGCAAAAUCUCAAGGCGUAGUCCUGGAGCCCUAGGGUACCUACGCGUAGGUAAAUAUUUCGUGACCUCAGACCAAUUACUUUUGGACUUGUAGCGCACUCAAAUUCACCAACAAAAUUGUCUGUCGUUUUUUGAGGGGGGCGAUGAAAACUCGCACAUCGAAAAUAUUUAACACCGAUAAGUGUGUCCUGUGUCAUCAUAUACUUUUGACAGAGGGGUAACGUCCAGCGAGGCAGGUCCUAUGGUAAUUGGUCUGAGCUCGUGACGAAUGAGAGAUACUCUACCAAUAUCGUCGAAAAUAUCGCUUCGAUUGAAUGAGCGAUAUUUUCGUUUACAGCGCUAUUGGUCGAUAAAAUCCUCUCCUCACAAGGUCGCAGGUCUACAGCAAAAUUAUAGAAGUAGGGUAGUACUUUAUAAAUGUUUUAAUUGUAUUAAAAAAUACUUUAAUGUGACGAUCUCGAAAUCGAGUACGAUUAUAAUUGACAGCUUUUUACAAUCGAGCAUGUCUAUUAACUCUUAAUAUUUGUGAAUCGUUGUUGUUUCUGAAAAUUAUUAUUAUUAUUAUUACACUAUUCACCAACUCUUACUAUAGACUGCAUCGUAAAAAAUAAUUUAACGGACUUUUAAAAACACAAAAAUGUAGGUACCGUGCCCGUGGAGUUGAUUUAAAGAAGGCCGUUUCUGAAAGGUUUUAAAGACAAAAAAUUGUCUGAAAUCCCUCUAAAUCUUUAUGAUAUAUACGGUAUUUAGACAUAUUAUAUAAAAAAACGCCACGCCUGUCUGUACGUAUGUGUCUGGCUGCUUGAGAUAAGUAGGUGCUGAAAGAAUUUUCAUGCGGGUUCCACCAAUCUGCUAUACACUACAAGGCCUUGGAAAAAAUUUACCUGUGAAAUGAACCAACGUGAAUAACGUUUAGAAGGCUGUUACUAUAUCAGAAAAUAACUGACCACUAUGCCGUCACUUCUGAGCGGUAUUCCAUUCACAGUGAAUGGAAUAUCUCAGGUACAAAUGAGGAAUUACGACUAAUGUGUGAAUAGAUGUUUAAAAAUAAAUGUCGAAAACCUAGUGUCGUACAAAAGAGAUGGUGCUGGAAUAAGAAAUCAGUGCAAAUUGCUAAUUCGCCGAUAAUUUCAGAAGCAAUAUAGGUCAUUUAUUACUUUACGGCAUUUGUGUAUUCCUUUUGUACACAUAUACAGAUACUUUACCCGUAAACGCCGUACAUAUUUCCAGCACACGGGUCGAAACCUUAUCUCUACACCCAUAUGAUAUGGGCAUUGUAAAAUGUAUCAUGUUCAAAAUAUUAUUUAACACGGACAAUAAUGUUUAAUAAUCAUGCCGCCUAAAAAUUAUAGUUAGAACUUGUUUAAAUAAAUAAUUAUCGAAAUGUACCGCUCAGAAAUGAGGGCACAGUGCUCAGAGUUAUUUUCUGUUAAAGUAACAGCCUUCUAAGCGUUAUUCACAUUGGUUUAUUUCAUAGGUUAAUUUUGUCCAUGGGAUUGUAGUCUACUAGUAGGUAUUUCAUAUAUUAUGUAUGUAUUAGGAUAUUUUUAUUUAUGAAUAGGUACGUAUCGAAGUUCUGUGCAGCCAGCCAGCCAGAAGACUUCUACAGCAAGAUUUUGUGGAUAGUGUAACUUCUAAAUCUAAUAUUAAACUUACACUAGUUUAUAACUAUCUCAAUCGUCGUUUUAAUCUCACUGUGAUUUCAAUGUUUAUUGUUUGUUGUAAAUAUAUUAAAUGAUAUUGAGUUUUUA